This is a messenger RNA of Angiostrongylus costaricensis, 331 nucleotides long. Lineage: Eukaryota; Metazoa; Nematoda; Chromadorea; Rhabditida; Metastrongylidae. The record is from the annotation of a GenBank genome assembly.
AUUUUCUUGUAGAAACACACUUUUAAGAGUGUCACAGGCGUAUGGGAAUCAGAAACGCUUAGACGUGGAGGCGAAGCGUUUUGAAAAUAACGCCGCUGCAUUGUGCAAGCACUCAGAACAGUGGCUGGCGAUCGCGGAAUCUCUCAACCAUGCACUUAAGGAGAUUGGCGACGUAGAGAAUUGGGCAAGAGCCAUCCAAAACGACAUGACAGUCAUCACGACUACGCUUCAACGACUAUAUCAGGGUAAACCUUGUUUUGGUCGUGGAAAAGUAGAUUUGAGCGAAAAGUCUGUUUUAUUAAAUGGCAGGUGUUCCUCUUGCCAUUUUUGA